AUGUGUAUGAAAGUUGACUGUCAAGAAUGUGGCAAACCAACAUGGAAAGGAUGUGGUAAACAUAUUGAACAAGCAUUAAAAGAUGUACCUGAAGAUGAACGAUGCAAAUGUCCAAGAGAAACAUGUGAAUCAAUAGCAGCUGCAGCACACAAAACUGCAGAAACGAAAGUAGAAACAACCACAACAUCAACAGCUAAUGAUGAAACAAAAAUUGAAGAUAAGAUUAAAUCUGAUGAAACAAAAACUGAACAUAAAGCUGAAUCCGAUGAAAAGAAAGUCAAUGAUGAAAUUAAAUCUACUGAAACAAAAGCUGAUGAAAAAAUCGAAGGUAAAGAAACACCAACCGAAACAAAGCAUGACCAAGAAAUUAAAGCCGAAGAAACAAAACAUGAUGAAAAAAUCGAAAGUAAAGAAGCAUCAAUUGAAACUAAGCGUGAUCAAGAAGUUAAAGCAGAAGAAACAAAACAUGAUAAAGAAAUAAAAGCUGAAGAACCAAAACAUGAUGAAAAAAUCGAAGGCAAAGAAACAUCAAUUGAAACAAAGCAUGAUAAAGAAACUAAAGCUGAAGAAACAAAAACUAGUGAAGAAAUAAAAGCUGAAGAAACAAAAAAGAAAGAAGAUUGA
Adineta steineri is the source of this 624-nucleotide messenger RNA. Lineage: Eukaryota; Metazoa; Rotifera; Eurotatoria; Adinetida; Adinetidae. The record is from the annotation of a GenBank genome assembly.